UGCGCUCGAUCGAUUUCAGGAAAUUCUCACAUCUCCAAUCCUCACUCUGUAACUCUCGAAUCUCGAUUUGAUUGCAAGAGGCACCUCUCGAUUUGUCGUGUUCAAGUUCAACAAUUCGAUUUGAAGAACCCUAACCUCCUAAAUGUUUCCACCCUCGAUUUGAUUCAUUCAUCACGCGAUUAGCAGAUUACCAGAGUUUAAUUACUGGUUCAGUUUUGAUUUGGUGAUCGUCAAUUAGCUUAGCCUCACUCGCUCUCUCUUUCGUCCUCCAACUCCCGCCUCGCUCAUGAACCGAUUCACGAAUCCAAAUUUCAAAUCACCACUCUGAACUCACGAUUCACGAAUCGAGAUCUCAAAUUAACACUGUCGGCUCUCGAGUCUCGCCUCUCGCUCUCGAGUCUCGACUAUCGACCGGGGACCGCUCAAAAUCUGAAUACUUGUGACUUGUGAGGGGCUUUUUAUUGGCUUUUCUGCUCUUGGCAUUAAAAAUCUCAGGACCGGUCUUGAACAAGAGUCACCGUCAAUGACAAAAGCUAGUGGUGGUACUGAUAUUAUGAAUGAAUUUCUGAAUUUGGGGAUCUCAAAGGUUCCAGAAGAAGAUGAAAGUAGCUUGCAGAUCACUUGCUUCUCUUACGUCUUCAACGACAUUUCCCUUAAUUUUCAGAUUGUUCGUCUUCCAAAACAGAUAUAUGCAUGGAUCGGUUGCAACUCUGCCAAAUUUGGACAUUUAUAUGCUGCUGCAACCACAAGACCAAACAACGUAGUUAGUGUAAGCUCGCUUCUUGGUGGUACCUCUGAUAAUACAGGGUCUGGUAUUGCCCGUAGAAUAGUUAUGAAGACUGGACUUCCUGUGACAUUGGCAUGCAACAUUCCGAAAGACAGUCCCAUGCUUGAGGCAGAAGCGGAAAAGAAGCUGAUUCAGAAGCUAAAUUCUCUGGGUUACACGAAGUCCAAACAUCAAGGAUCAUCUUGAUUGCAGAUCGAUUCUUUUUCUUCUUGCCCUUUCUUGCUCUUAUGACGGCAAGGGUCUUGAUGGAAACAACCGCUCCACCCUCCUAAAUCCAGCACAAUAUAUUGGGUGAAGGGAUUUUUAUUAUAAUACUUGUUUGAAUUGUAUAACAUACAAACGUAAUAUGAUGGUGGAAAUAUUUCAAAUGGUUAAUUGAGAAUGAAUGAGGGAUGGAGCAUUCUGGCAAUGGUUACCU
Messenger RNA from Cynara cardunculus var. scolymus (artichoke), 1205 nucleotides. RefSeq lists its product as uncharacterized. The transcript has 7 exons. Gene Ontology annotation, biological process: proteasome assembly. The coding region runs from base 524 to 973 and encodes 149 amino acids. The record is from RefSeq and is a predicted model, not a curated record. NCBI's taxonomy places the organism in Eukaryota, Viridiplantae, Streptophyta, Magnoliopsida, Asterales, Asteraceae.